AUGGUCGUCCUCAACAGCACUGCCCCAACCUUUGAUGUGAUCAACCACCCCGUCAAGGACACUCUCCUGAUUGUCUCUUGCCUUCUCUCAAAGCUGGUACACAAGAACGACAGUCGCUACAACCCCCUGAGGGAUCCCAUCACCCUCUUCCACUCACGGGCAGUGCCCCGCAUUUCCAUCGAGGCCUACCUGACCCGGAUCCUGCAGUACAUCCCAUUUACCAACGAGGUCCUCCUGAACGUGUUAGUGUUUCUGGAUCGGAUUGGAGGAUUGGAGGGGAUGCAGAUGCAACAGGAUGGUCUCUUGACCACUCCCUCUACCUCUACCACAACAUCCUCGGCCACUUGCAGCCAAUCCAAUGCCUUGUACUCGACAUCAGGACUUGCUCCAGUAUCCUCCCCUCAAUCUUCUUUUGUGCCCGUGGCUGCGAACAACAACUACAACAUCAACGACAACUCUCGAGGAACAGCAGAGGACCCUGAAAUCUCCUGCAACUCAGCAUCAUCCCUUUCGGCAUCUUCGUCAUCCGCUCCCGCUCCCCGUCUGUCCUCUUCUUCCAACAAUAGCACUACCACGACAAGAGCUACCUACAAUUCGACUAUGACGACCGACAACUCCGACAGCACUCUUCCAAUGAUCCAAAAACGUGGCAGAGAGGCGGAGACUGAGACGACGACCACAGCCGGCAAUAAGCGGACCAAGUACGAGGCUGCUCCUUCUACUCCCAGCAGCAUGCCCUCCCCUCCAUUGGCUGCCGCUGUUGCAUCGCCCGUCCCAGAGCCAGUCCAGCCUGCAACAGGCAAUGGCUUUCGUAUCAACAGCUUCAACAUCCAUCGCCUGUUGAUUACCUCUUUGAUGAUUGCUGCAAAGUUCACUUCUGACCUCUUCUAUUCCAAUGCCCGUUACGCCAAGGUAGGAGGUCUUGCACUUCCAGAACUGAACCAGCUCGAACUCGAGUUUCUGUUCACUUCCAAGUUUGAACUGAACGUCAAGGUUGAUGAGCUCCAACGGGUCGGUAACUCGUUGCUCCAGUUCCGAGACCGCCAUAUGCUUCCCUCCUUCACCCUCCUUCAGCAAGUAGUUGUUCAACAACAACAACAACUAUUCCAGCAGCCUCAGACCAUGACCAUGAUGGCCAUGCAACAGCAGUUGCAGUUCCAGGCACAGUUGCAGUCCCAGAUCCAGGCGCAGGCACAGGCACAGGCCUUGGAGUUGAAGCAGCAGCAGCAAGCUGGGAGCUUGUUGUCUCCUCCUGAGGAGAAGCGGCCCUGGGAUGAGACUGCCACUGUUCAGAAUGAUCACCACUCUUACUACACCCACCAAGCCUAA
Molecule: messenger RNA, 1329 nt
Organism: Linnemannia hyalina
Lineage: Eukaryota; Fungi; Mortierellomycota; Mortierellomycetes; Mortierellales; Mortierellaceae
Source: the annotation of a GenBank genome assembly